AUGUAUAAUACACCUAAACGUUUUCCAGCUGCUUGUCGUUUCUUUGCGCAAGGAAAUUGUAGAGCAGGUCAAGAAUGUCAUUUUGCUCAUAUUUUACCCCUCAGCAAACCUACAAAGAAUAAAAAUGGAAUCAGUAGUGAUGAUACUGGUCAUCGGCCGUCAUUUUCACUGCAUACAGACUUUAACACUGUACAAAAAGCACUGCGUGAAUUAGAAAUGGACCACUUAGAAAAGAAGUAUUCAAAAUUUAUACAAAAGACAAUACAGAAGGAUUUUGCGACAAUAGUAGAACUGGUUUUACCAUUGGAAAACAGAGAAGACCUUCAUGUACAAUUGAUUAUACCUUAUGAUUACCCAGAUUCAUCGUGUACUAUACAAUUACAACAGCCAAACAUGUCUUCAGAAGAUAAACACAAUAUUCAAGUUGCAUUCCAAGACUAUGGUUGGCAUCACGAGCAUCAUCAAAGUUUAGUUCAGCAAUUAGCUUGGCUGACUACACAUUUCAACUCUUUAACAUAA
Mycotypha africana is the source of this 519-nucleotide messenger RNA. RefSeq lists its product as uncharacterized. Gene Ontology annotation, molecular function: metal ion binding. NCBI's taxonomy places the organism in Eukaryota, Fungi, Mucoromycota, Mucoromycetes, Mucorales, Mycotyphaceae. Bases 1 to 519 code for a protein of 172 amino acids. The transcript is spliced from 3 exons. The record is from RefSeq and is a predicted model, not a curated record.